Equus quagga is the source of this 2361-nucleotide messenger RNA. It is a transcript of the gene PAX5, whose product is annotated as paired box 5. Lineage: Eukaryota; Metazoa; Chordata; Mammalia; Perissodactyla; Equidae. Gene Ontology annotation, molecular function: DNA-binding transcription factor activity, RNA polymerase II-specific; RNA polymerase II cis-regulatory region sequence-specific DNA binding. The coding region runs from base 1 to 1899 and encodes 632 amino acids. The transcript is spliced from 16 exons. Gene Ontology annotation, biological process: regulation of transcription by RNA polymerase II; anatomical structure development. The record is from RefSeq and is a predicted model, not a curated record.
AUGCAGGCCGCGGCUACCAACGCGCCGACUCGCUCUCUCCCGCUCUCUAGCUGUAGGUUCAACACCUGCUCGGUGGCGGGGAGCUGUCCCUCGGUCCAGCGCUGCGGGAGUCGGGGAGGUCCGAAGCACGCUGGCCAGGCUCAAGGGGAGUUCGACCCACAGCGGACAGAGUGGGCAAAGGGACAGCGGUUCGGCCGGGCCGAGAGUCCUCCUGCGGAGCACUCCCCCGCCCGGGAGAACCUUGCCCCUAGGACCACCCCGCAGCGAGGCCCCACGGGCUUCCAGCGGCCGAGCCGAGCAGCUGGACUCGGGACCGGGGAGGGGGAAGGCGAGGCGGCCGUCCUGGAAGAGGCAGCUGACAGUCGAACCAGACCCCCGAGAGAGGGCAGCGGGGCUCGAAGAGUUGGUGGGCGCGAGGCAGAUACUCAGAGUCAGCGGCGGAAGCGUCUCCGAAACCGCCGGGGCCCCAGCACGGCCGGAGAGGAAGUUCUUUGCAACUUCGUUCGAGACGUCGGAGAGCCGGGUGGAGAGAGGCUGAGGUGGCAACCGUCCCGGAACCGGGCCUCUACGCUAUGCCCCCGAGGCUGCGCGCGCCUUGCCCGCAGCUACCCCGAGAAGGGUCCGGAGCCGCCGCCUGAGCCAGCCCAGGAGGGAAGCCACCAGGAGUUGGGCGCCCGCUGGCAGCCGGACUGCAAGCUGGGCCGGAGCAAGCCGCCAGGCUUUGGCGGCAUCCAGCCGGGUACCCAGCUCGGGUCCCGACGAGCCGCAGGACAUGGAGGAGUGAAUCAGCUUGGGGGGGUUUUUGUGAACGGACGGCCACUCCCGGAUGUAGUCCGACAGAGGAUAGUGGAACUUGCUCAUCAAGGUGUCAGGCCCUGCGACAUCUCCAGGCAGCUUCGAGUCAGCCAUGGUUGUGUCAGCAAAAUCCUUGGCAGGUAUUACGAGACGGGGAGCAUCAAGCCUGGGGUAAUUGGAGGAUCCAAACCAAAGGUCGCCACACCCAAAGUGGUGGAAAAAAUCGCUGAGUAUAAACGCCAAAAUCCCACCAUGUUUGCCUGGGAGAUCAGGGACCGGCUGCUAGCAGAACGCGUGUGUGACAAUGACACCGUGCCCAGCGUCAGUUCCAUCAACAGGAUCAUCCGGACAAAGGUGCAGCAGCCGCCCAACCAGCCGGUGCCGGCUUCCAGCCACAGCAUAGUGUCCACGGGUUCAGUGACGCAGGUGUCGUCGGUGAGCACGGACUCAGCCGGCUCCUCGUACUCCAUCAGCGGCAUCCUGGGCAUCACGUCCCCCAGCGCUGACACCAACAAGCGCAAGAGAGAUGAAGGUGUUCCGGAGUCCCCGGUGCCCAACGGCCACUCCCUGCCGGGCCGAGACUUCCUCCGGAAGCAGAUGCGAGGAGACCUGUUCACGCAGCAGCAGCUGGAGGUGCUGGACCGCGUGUUCGAGAGGCAGCACUACGCGGACAUCUUCACCACCACGGAGCCCAUCAAGCCCGAGCAGACCACUGAGUAUUCAGCCAUGGCCUCGCUGGCUGGAGGGCUGGACGACAUGAAGGCCAACCUGACCAGCCCCACCCCAGCUGACAUCGGGAGCAGCGUGCCAGGGCCGCAGUCCUACCCCAUUGUGACAGGCCGCGACUUGGCGAGCACGACUCUCCCCGGGUACCCUCCGCACGUCCCCCCGGCCGGACAGGGCAGCUACUCAGCGCCGACGCUGACAGGGAUGGUGCCUGGGAGUGAGUUUUCCGGGAGCCCCUACAGCCACCCUCAGUACCCCUCGUACAACGACUCCUGGAGGUUCCCCAACCCGGGGCUGCUCGGCUCCCCGUACUAUUACAGUGCCGCUGCCCGGGGGGCUGCCCCGCCUGCAGCUGCCACUGCCUACGACCGCCACUGACCCUCGGAGCCAGGCCGGCGCCAAGCACUUACAACACAUAUCACUGAGGGCCAUAGCCUCCCAGCCCCUCUGAAGACAGCCAGAAGGGCCCAACGAGACUGCCCCCAGCAACCCCCCACUUGCCUGAAACUCCCUCCUCCCUUUGCCUGCCAGGACUCUGGGGUUCUGUGGUGGGGCUGUGGGACUUCUAGACACCUUCCAUUUCUAAGAGUCAAUGGAUGAGCUUCUCCCAAUGGCAACUGGGUCUCUGCAAACCAACAGACUGUUCUGCAGACAACUGCAGCCCCCAGAGCAGCCCGCCAGUCCCCCAGCUAUCUGCCCCUCCGUCAGUCUUCCUGCCCCAGGCCUGGGAAAGAGAGCUUGCUUUUGUUGCUUCAACAGCACCCAUGUAAAUACCUUCUUGCUUUUUCGUGGGCCUAAGGGUCCAACUGAGCAGACUGCCCACCUGUGAUGCAUCCUGCA